UGACAUGACUUAGACAUACAUUCUUGAUAUUAGAAAGAGAAACCAUUGACUGCUAACUAUCCAAGUUCAAUGAUUUCAAGGUUCAAACAUAGGAUGAAUUACUGUGACUUUAUAGAUACUAGCUGUCUACGGUAUAUAUCGUUGCGUGUCUAGCUAAAUGGAAUUGAAGUAUGCCUAGACAUGGACUCGUAUUUUGAUCUUCUAGACAAUUGUAGUUUGAAAAAUAUAGAAUGAGAAGAAAGAUGUUUGUAUUUAGUAAAAAAGCUGCAAAAGCCAGCUCUGACUGCUUUCGUACUGUACGUAUGAUACGGACCAAAUGCGAAUCCAGACCGUUCGCGAAUGGGCUAGACCAUUUACGAAUUUGUACUAUACGGGCUAGACGGUGAACGCAAGCCAGACCGUUUGCAAAUCUAGGCUGCUCGCAAAUGGGCUAGACCAUUUGCAAAUUUGCAUACGUAUACCGGCAAGACGAUUUGCCAAUGGCCAGUGCGCUGCGUGAAAUUUGGCGCGAGAUAUAAUCGUAGUAUGGCGGCGGACGAAAACAAGCGCAAGGAAAACUUCCGUGAGGUUUUGGAGUCACUCGCUGAGAGGCAAAAUUCUCAGUUGCUAGCUGAAGCAAAAGCCAAACAGAUCCACAAGGUACUACGAGGCAGUCCCAGUGCACGUGCGGAGACGGCACGUUUCCGCUUUUAUGUCAAAAGCAAAGGAUUCUCAGUGGUGGACCUUCCACUACUAGGUCUUUCAGGUGUUCUUUGUGCUCCAGCACCAAAGGUCAGUUGUAAUAGCAAUAUGAUUUAAGUUAAUUAAUAGGUAUUAAAUUGAUACAAACGUCAAUUAAACAUCCUAUAGAAUUUUGUUUUUCAUACCUUUUAUAUUAAAAAUUUAAAAAUUUGUUACUAUUUUAUUAUAUGCAGUCAAUUUUGUGUAAAUGGACAUGUACAGUACUCAAUUGCAUGUCUGUUCAUCAAUACAGUGGUAUAUCAUUUUAGAUUAAAUUCUAAUGAAUGUGAAGUUUAGUCAGAUGACAACGCUGUAUGCUCAUUAAGGCUACGUGUUGUAGCUUUAGUAUAUUAUGGGUAUAAUUGCUUUAAUAAAAUACACUUGUUCCAAGAAAAUGUUCAUUUGUGGCAAGGUAGAACCACAAUCGUUACAAUCAUAUUAUAUUAAAGCUGUAUUGGCGUAACUAUCUACUACUGAGUUACAGUGAUGUGUUCUAACAUAUGGUAUUAUUGCAUACUGCAUAUAUGCUGGUAACUACAGUAGCUGGAACAAGCAAGCUAGCCAAACAUGUAUGAUUUGACAACUGAUUGCAGCAGCUCUUUGACUUAAUUAUGAGUGACUAAUGUAAUGUGUUUUGUCAGGGCAUGAUCAUGAUGUUUCUUCUUGUAAUGUACUCAAUCCUGCAGUGUUCAGAAUGGACUUCAUUUAAUAGUAAGUUCUAGAAAAUUUGGGAACUCAUGUUUGAGGAAACCUACUAAUCCUUCUCGGACAGAGAAACCAAGUUUUCAUUGCUGGGAAAUUGGAGAAGGGUGGCAACUGUGCCUGAGAUAUACCAGGUUUUGAAGAUCGUUCAUGAAGGCACAAGAGUACAUGCCGGAUAUCAGAAAGUAUUCUCUGAUGUUGAAAGAGCAAUACGUAGGCAUUACAAGGCCUGCUGUCAGAGAAUUUGUUAAGACAUGCCUACUGUGUGCCUGUAAUACAACUCAGAAGUCUAUUAUUCCUGUUAAUUAAGCCAAUCCUGUCUCCUGGGUUUAUGAGAAGAGGGCAGGUUGAUCUAAUAGACAUGAGCCAUGAUUGUCAUGGAAAGUUCAAAUGGAUAGGGCACUAUAUUGACCACUUUACAAAGUUCAAUUUUUUGUGGUCACAGCAAAGAAAGAAAGCAUCAGAAGUGGUUAAUUGCUUAAUAACACAUGUUUUCAGCGUUGUGGGCCUACCUGUCACCUUACAGCACGACAAUGGUAGCGAGUUUUGUAAUAAGAUCAUUCGACGAGUUGUUAGAAUAUGGCCUGGCCAGUGCCAGAUUAUCACUGGCCGGCCUUGUCAUCCACAGUUGCAGGGUCUUGUGGAGCAGGCACAAAGGACUGUCCAUCACAUGCUCGCAGUUAGAAGAGCAGAGUACCCAGGAACAGGAUGGUCAAGUUAUCUUCAAUCGAUCCAAUAUGCUAUGAAUACCCAAAGGCAUAGUGCCAUUAAAACGUCACCACGUGAAGUUGUGUUUGGCCAACCUGCACUUGCUGGAGUUUUUCCAAGCUGCAGUGAGAUGGAGAUUGAUGAAGCCGAUGUGCUGAAAGUUUUGCAAGAUGCUAGCAGUAUUCCUGAUCUUUAUAUUGAUGGUGCUCCCAUUAUCGAUGAAUUUGAGUUUGAUGCCAGUGAUGUGUUUGACAAUGCCAGUACUUUCCCAGAAAGUAAUGAAGUCGGUGUUAGUGAUGCUGCUGCUAAGAACAAGAGUGACAAUUGCCAUAAUGAUUUUGAGUUUAUUGCCAGUGAAGACAAUGUCAGCACAAUCUCAGAAAGUAAAGAAGGUCUGCCAACAGAAAAAUGUAUUCAUCUUGUUGACACAAACACACACCACACACACACACACACACACACACACACACACACACACACACACACACACACAAUUUUAAUGUUGUGGACCCUUCAAUUGAGAGAAGAAUUGAGUUUGGUCCUGCUAAAGAUAGUAUUGAAGGUGUUAAGACAGUGGAGAGUAGUGAAGAUGAAUACCAGUAUGAGUGUGUACAGUACCGUCUGAUGAUAGUGUCAUUGAGAGUUCUACUGUUCAAUGUGCUUCUGAAAUUGUCACUAGCGAUGAUGACACCAGAGAUGGCUGGUUAGGGACAAGUGCACAGCAUGCUCAGAUGAGGAAAAGAGCAUUAGUGCACUACAAACAAGCGUGUGCGCCUACAAGCUCAUGUUGUAGGAGAACAUGUCACGGUCAAGAUUCCAACUCAAGACCAAACAUCUUCUGAUCUUCCAAGGCUGCCAGCAGUAAUAGUUGAAGUUAUAGGGACUAAGAGAUUCCCGUACCAUUUGAGGUACGUGCAGCAAUUCAAAUUUGUUUUUCAACAAGUGAGGAACAUAAUUCUCAAAACAGGUCAUUGCAUGGAGUUAUAGACAGGCUGUAUGAUGAAAACACCUUGGAGAAGUAUUCUGGGAAAAUUGAAGGUCUCGAUGACAAUAACUGGCAAAGUGAUAGCCAAAUUUCAUUAAGAGAAGCAGCAAGACUGGCCAGACCAAGACAAGGGAAACGUGUAGCAUACCAUUGUAAAUGCAAAAAGGGUUGUCUGUCGGCUAGAGUGUGUCCUUGUGUCCGAAGUGGUGUUUCUUGCCACAGCAAAUGCCAUCAUGGCAAGCACUGCAAGAAUGAAACCAUGUGCAACAACCAAACAAAAGCAAGGACAUGAAUCUGUAUCUGCAACAUCUGCAUCCUUUAAAGCUCCAUCAGAUACUACAACACCUGGACUUAUUCCAACAUAUCUCUACAAUACAACACUUGGGUCUACUGUUACGUACCACAGCUGUCUGCACAACGACAAUCCAAUCUAAUGCAUGUACAUUAGUUCAAUAUCAAGUCAACCAACGACAUCACUUGUCCUUGAUCCUAGAGACACUCAACCCAGAAUUUCAUCUUUCUUCAACACCAGGACCCAGAAAACUACAUCAUUUGUCUCCUCUAGAACACAGCCAAACACAUGCAUGAGUAUAAUAUAUACAUAGAACGGAUGUUAAAUAAUCACCAGAGUCUGUUCUAAAUGUAUAGUGCAAGUCGAGAUAUCAUUUAGAUGAAGAAACACAGAGGAUAUGUUCGUGUAAUGAAAA
Messenger RNA from Corticium candelabrum, 3822 nucleotides. Its product is annotated as KRAB-A domain-containing protein 2-like. NCBI's taxonomy places the organism in Eukaryota, Metazoa, Porifera, Homoscleromorpha, Homosclerophorida, Plakinidae. The record is from RefSeq and is a predicted model, not a curated record. Gene Ontology annotation, biological process: DNA integration. Gene Ontology annotation, molecular function: nucleic acid binding. Bases 1754 to 2755 code for a protein of 333 amino acids. The transcript is spliced from 9 exons.